Messenger RNA from Oncorhynchus nerka (sockeye salmon), 1570 nucleotides. Its product is annotated as kininogen-like. Lineage: Eukaryota; Metazoa; Chordata; Actinopteri; Salmoniformes; Salmonidae. Gene Ontology annotation, molecular function: cysteine-type endopeptidase inhibitor activity. Gene Ontology annotation, cellular component: extracellular region; blood microparticle. The coding region runs from base 264 to 1385 and encodes 373 amino acids. The transcript is spliced from 8 exons. Gene Ontology annotation, biological process: negative regulation of blood coagulation; negative regulation of endopeptidase activity; positive regulation of cytosolic calcium ion concentration. The record is from RefSeq and is a predicted model, not a curated record.
UAUAGAGCUAAAUGCAUUAAAUUAACUGCCCAUCGUUUUGGAAACAAAACAUUUAACCGUUCAACUGGUUAACUACCUAGCUGUUAUGCUAAGUUAGCCAGCCAGCUACCUUUAUUUAACCAGAAUCGGUGGAUAAUUUUUAAGAAAGGUCUGUGUAGGCGAAUAGACUACAGCCAAUCAUUUCAGAGGUAGGAGUCCAGUAAGGAACGAGAUCUGGUCUCACAUUUCCUUCUCUCCGGACCUGGGACAUACAUGUCUUUGUUAUGAAGCUGGGAGUGAGGCUAUGUGUGCUGGUGAUCUCUCUCCAGCUUUGGGCUCUAGGACAGAGGCAGGAGCUUGAGCUAGAGCAGGUCCUUGUGUUCUGUGAUGACAAAGACGUGGAGGCAGCUGUGGACUUGGCCCUUGUCAAGUACAAUGAGAAGCUUCCUUAUGGAAAUCAACUAGCACUCUACCAGAUUCUGGAGGCCUCAACGGCUCAGAGUGACUCAGGCACUCAGUACUUUGUGGAAUUCAAUGGCAGGGUCACUGACUGUCCAGCAGGGGGAAACAAAGUCUGGAGAGACUGUGACUACCUCUCAACUGGGAACCAGGUGCCAAGCCCUUGUAAUGCAACAGUCCACAUGACAGAGACAGAUAAAGAGGUCCUGGCAGUUUUCUGUGACCCAGUUGUGGAGGCCCCUGUUGUUGCUGAACGGUCCACAUGUCUGGGGUGUCCUAGGGAGAUUGAUGUGGACAGUGAGGACCUAAAGGCUCCUGUGACAUACUCCAUCACCAGGUUCAAUGCGGAUUCUGACUCCAGCCAUCACUUCGUCCUGAACAGUGUUGGUUUUGCUACGAGACAGGUGGUUGCUGGAUUCAGGUAUAGACUGAUGUUCGAUAUGAGGAAAAGCAAUUGCUCCAAAGCGGACCACAAAGAGCUGAACGAUGAAUGUCAUCCAGAUGCUGAAGAUGUGGAACUUGCUCACUGCAAUUCUACAGUAGAUGUGGCACCUUGGAGACAUGAGACUGCAGAAGCAAAUGUGGAAUGUGCACCAGGUCCCCUUCAGAAUUUUGAAGUCUUUAGAAGAAGGCCUCCUGGAUGGUCUCCCUUGAGGAACUUCAACAAUUUUGCCGAAGCAACUCCAGCCUCAACUGCUUCAGCGAAAGAGGAGUCUUUAGAAGAGUCUCAGGAGCUCAGCCUGACUGCUGUCACCACAGCUAGCAGAGACCCAGAGCCAGCCAUGCCCCCCAUCACUACUGCAGAGAGCCCUUUCCACUGCCCCUCCAAGCCCUGGACGCAGUUAGUCCCUCUAACAAUCCCCAGCCCUGCACAGGAGAAAAGCACAACACCCCCGACAGUGGUAGAGGGGUGCUUUAGUGAUUUAGACUUGCUGGGGAAAAAAUAAGUGAAUGCUGUAUAAUGCAUUUGUAUCAUAAGCACACCUGCUGAUUUGAAAUAAAAAAAAUAAUCAUUUUAUUCUCUUUUUGACAAUGCAGUUCAAUCUUACUUUUGCAUUUCCUCAAAUUUGUCAAAGUACAUAUUAACUGUUUGGCAAUUUGAUACUAAAAAUAAAUAACUAAAUGUAUGAAA